Molecule: messenger RNA, 1401 nt
Organism: Talaromyces amestolkiae
Lineage: Eukaryota; Fungi; Ascomycota; Eurotiomycetes; Eurotiales; Trichocomaceae
Exons: 9
Coding region: 1-1401 (466 amino acids)
Biological process (GO): transmembrane transport
Cellular component (GO): membrane
Molecular function (GO): transmembrane transporter activity
Source: RefSeq, a predicted model, not a curated record
AUGACGAACUCUAAGGAUAUCGACGUUGUGGCUGUACCGGAUGCCUCAUCUUCUGACGAUGGCCACGCAUCCAAGGAGAUUGGGGACAUUGCAGUGACGGAGGUCAACACCGGCAUCGAAGUAAAAAAUACAUCCCGAUGGCGGAAAAUAGUUGGCUAUGUUUGGGACAGCGUUGAAGGAGAUCCAGAGUAUCGUCAAUAUGUGCAAAGAUUGGACCUGUUUUUCUUGCAACGCAUUUGUCAGUGCUUGGGCAUUAUGGUUGGUAGUGUGCCUGCAAUGAUGACACAAUUGAGUUUCAUUCGUCCUUCAAUUCUUCUGCCUUCUUGCGAACUGGUUUGGUCUGCAUUGGUUAUUGGUAUGGGUUUUGCGAAGGAUAUCAAGACUAUGUAUGCUCUACGAUUCUUCAUCGGUCUCUUCGAAGCUUGCGCCUUUCCAGGAUACGUUGCCAUGCUCGGUAGCUGGUACGGCCCCAAAGAGCUCACCAAACGAACGGCUAUCCUUCUCGAGAUUGAGUCAAUCGCCAGUAUGUUCAGCGGGUAUCUUCAGGCUGGAUUGUAUACAAGCAUGAAUGGACAUGCCGGUCUUGCCGGUUGGAGAUGGUUGUUCAUCAUGGACGGUAUCAUAUCGAUUCCGAUUGCUUUCUGGGGAUUCUUUGGAUUGCCCGAUACACCUCAUACUACGAGAGCAUUCUAUUGGUCUGCCGAGCACGUCCGGUACGGGAUCGAGAGAAUCGAAAAGUUCGGCCAAAAGGCACAAACAAAAUUGACCUGGAAGGAAGCCAAACGCAUCUACUUGGGGUGGGAAAUAUGGGCAUUCGUCGCCCCCUACACAAUGAUCGCUGCUUGCCACACUGCCACCAGCUACUUCAACCUUUGGCUGAAAGCCGUCGGAUAUAGUGUCGUUGAAGUCAAUUAUCUUCCCACCGGAGGAAACGCAGUGGCCAUCGUGGUCACUUUACUAUGGGGUAUUCUAGCUGAUCGCACAGGAAGAUAUUACUGGUUGAUUGUAGGCCUUGUUUUGGCGAUGAUGCUUUCUAACAUCUUGCUUUCGGUCUGGAACAUCCCCAAGGGAGCACUUAUGUUUGCCUACUACCUGUCGUAUGCUGGAUCUGCAACGACCCCUGUUCUUAUCGCGUGGGGAACUAAACUCAAUGCUAGCGACCCCAGCUUGAGAAAGUUAUUGGUCGCCACAGCAAAUGUUGUCUCUUACGCAUGGGUGCUUUGGGUGCCACUCGUGCUCUUCCCAACAUACGAUGCGCCAAAGUACAAAUACGGCUAUCAAAUACUGAUUUUGUUUGGUGGUCUGGCGAUUAUUUUCGUGAGCUCGAUGUGUCAAAAACAAACUCAAGAGGGAGGCCAAGGAGUUGAAGCCAAUCGAGAGGAAACUGUCGUUGAGGGAUAG